AAAGAAAUAAGAGCAUGUUCUGGGGUGGGCGUGCUUUGCUCACAAAAAAUGAGUCCCCGUCUCAUCGAUGAUUUCUCUUACAUGCUCUAUUUAGGAUCAUCCCUUCAAAGAAAGUUUCUGGCUUUUCUUCAUAUGUAGCUCUAAAAGUUACUCCAUUAAAGUAAAAGCACAAUACUAUAUAUAUAUAUAUUGUAUAUAUAUAUAAUCUUCAUACGCGGUUAAGCCUUGCAAUUUUUUUUUUCAAUGAAUGGUUUUCGUUUGAAUUGAAAAACCCGCAAAGAAAGCAUCGAUUUUGAAUGGAGGAAGGGUACCCCAGAAGCAAGUUCAAGACCGUGUGUGUCUUCUGUGGCAGCAACAGUGGCAACCGACAAGUCUUCAGUGACGCUGCGAUUCAAUUGGGCAAUGAACUGGUUAAGAGGAACAUAGACUUGGUGUAUGGUGGGGGCAGUGUUGGGCUAAUGGGCUUAAUAUCUCAGAGAGUGUAUGAUGGAGGCUGCCAUGUCCUAGGGAUCAUUCCAAAAGCUCUCAUGCCUCUCGAGAUAUCAGGUGAAACAGUAGGUGAAGUGAGAAUUGUUUCAGAUAUGCACGAGCGUAAAGCUGCCAUGGCUCAAGAAGCUGAUGCAUUUGUUGCUCUCCCUGGAGGAUAUGGAACCAUGGAGGAGCUGUUGGAGAUGAUAACUUGGGCCCAACUUGGAAUCCAUAAAAAACCGGUUGGUCUACUGAAUGUUGACGGUUACUAUAACUGUUUGCUUGCAUUAUUUGACAAUGGUGUUAAAGAAGGCUUCAUUAAGCCUUGUGCACGGGAUAUAGUUGUCUCUGCUACGUCAGCCAAAGAACUUAUGAUGAAGAUGGAGCACUACACUCCUUCGCACGAACAUGUUGCCCCUCAUGAGAGCUGGCAGAUGAAGCAAUUAGGUAAUUAUCCAGAUGCAGAGUGAGAGUACUGUUAUUGAUGGAAGGUUUUUUCUCCGAAAAUUGAUUUAUGAUGUGAUUCUUCAUCAUUCGAGAUGUAUACAAGAGCCUGCAUAGAUGGGGCCAUAUGUUGUUUGUUACCGUGUACUACGUUGUUUUUAUGACUGGAGUGCUUAUAUUUUGGCUUUGCUGCUUUUCGUCAUUUUCUUUUUCCUUCAUUUAAUGGUGGAUUGAUUCCCUAUGAGAUAGUCAUAUCUGGUUGUUACCACUCAUUAAAGGCAAAAGUACUUGGAAAUGGAAAAGAGAUGAUAAGCAUUUCGUGAGCAGAAUUUCAGUUGUGCGUAAUGGGUUGGCUCCACUUUGUAGUGCCUUAAUUAGACAAGAUAGGUUAAUCAAGGACAACCUACAAUUUUGGCCAACCUGAAAAGGUACAAUAGUAUGUAAUUCGAAGCUCA
Molecule: messenger RNA, 1367 nt
Organism: Glycine soja
Lineage: Eukaryota; Viridiplantae; Streptophyta; Magnoliopsida; Fabales; Fabaceae
Product: cytokinin riboside 5'-monophosphate phosphoribohydrolase LOG8-like
Exons: 7
Coding region: 297-938 (213 amino acids)
Biological process (GO): cytokinin biosynthetic process
Cellular component (GO): cytosol; nucleus
Molecular function (GO): hydrolase activity, hydrolyzing N-glycosyl compounds
Source: RefSeq, a predicted model, not a curated record